AUGGCCACAUUUCAUCACCCUGCAAAGAUUUUUCUACAUUUUGCUCGAAAACCACUAUCUAGAAAUGUUUUAUCAGAAUCUCAAAGGCGAUUGUUAUCUUUUACAUAUCCUAGGUUUAACAAUUGCCAUAUUGGUGAUAAUAAAAACAACAAAAAGCUGAAAAACGUCUUCCAAGCCAAUAGCAAUAGAACUGUUCGUAAACAAAAAACGAAAGAAGAUUUGGCAAGAGAGAGGUUUGAGGAGCAAUUAAAGUCACCUAAUAGGUUUGUGAGAUGGGGUGCUAUCGCCAGAUCCGAAAAGUUCUCCAAGGGAAUGACCAAGUACAUGAUUGGCGCAUAUGUGAUCUUUCUGAUUUAUGGUCUCUUCUUCACCAAAAAACUGUUUGCGAAAGACAAGGAAUUGGAGAGAUUGAUGAAGAAACAAGAGGAAGGAAAAGCUAAUGAAUACGAAAUGCUAAGAGUUAAAGAAUUGAGGGGCAAACUAAGAAGAAGAGAUGAAUUGAAAUUAGAAGAAUAUAAAAAAAUGAAAGAGGAAGGUAUUGAAAACUUCGAUAAUAUUCACGUACAAAACUUCGAUCAAAACAAAUUGAAUGAACAAAUAUUACCAGCAAGAGACACGACAAACUUUUAUCAAGGAAAAGCUAGCGAGUACGACAAAGCGAUCAAUAUGGAAGAAAAGGUGAUAUUGCUGGGCAAAAGAAGGAAAUGGUUGAUGAAGCAUUGCCACGGUGACGUUUUGGAAGUUUCAUGUGGGACAGGAAGAAAUAUCAAAUAUCUUGAUAUGUCACGCAUUAACUCCAUUACAUUUUUAGAUUCAUCUGAAAAUAUGAUGGAAAUUACACAUAAAAAGUUUAGGGAAAAGUUUCCAAAGUAUAAAAAGGCUGCUUUUGUUGUUGGGAAGGCGGAAAAGCUAGUAGACUUAGCAGAGAAAGGAAAACCUUCUCAAGAGAAAGAUAAGAAGAACAAUAAAAUAAAAUACGAUACCAUUGUGGAAGCUUUUGGUCUGUGCUCUCACGAAGAUCCGGUAAGAGCAUUGAAUAAUUUUGGCAAGCUAUUAAAGCCUGAUGGGAGGAUUAUUUUACUGGAACAUGGUAGAGGCCAGUACGAUUUUGUAAAUAAGAUGUUAGAUAACAGAGCUGAGAAAAGACUAAAUACAUGGGGCUGUAGAUGGAAUCUCGAUUUAGGUGAAGUAUUGGAUGAUUCUGACUUGGAAGUAGUGGAAGAAAAUCGGACACACUUGGGUACUACUUGGUGCAUCGUUGCCAAACGAAAAGGAGAUGCGAAAAAGAAGGGUGAGCUUGGGUUUGUAGAAAAAUACCUACAGUCAAGCAUUAGAAAAAGAAUGGAAUCAUUUGAAAAAAGCAACAGACCAGAAUCUGAAGAAAGUCUUGAGCCAGUAUCUCCAACGAACAAAAGUUAA
Saccharomyces mikatae IFO 1815 is the source of this 1419-nucleotide messenger RNA. RefSeq names its product putative RNA methyltransferase (gene OMS1). The transcript has a single exon. The record is from RefSeq and is a predicted model, not a curated record. The coding region runs from base 1 to 1419 and encodes 472 amino acids. NCBI's taxonomy places the organism in Eukaryota, Fungi, Ascomycota, Saccharomycetes, Saccharomycetales, Saccharomycetaceae.